Molecule: messenger RNA, 628 nt
Organism: Saimiri boliviensis boliviensis (Bolivian squirrel monkey)
Lineage: Eukaryota; Metazoa; Chordata; Mammalia; Primates; Cebidae
Source: RefSeq, a predicted model, not a curated record
GAAACAGGUGUGGGGCCUGUGGGAGGACCGUGUACCACGCAGAAGAGGUGCAGUGUGAUGGCCGGAGCUUCCACCGCUGCUGCUUUCUCUGCAUGGUUUGCAGGAAAAAUUUAGAUAGCACAACAGUGGCAAUUCAUGAAGUAGAUGAAGAGAUCUACUGCAAAUCCUGCUGUGGAAAGAAGUAUGGGCCAAAAGGCUACGGUUACGGCCGGGGCGCUGGCACGCUUAACAUGGACUGUGGCGAGAGGCUGGGCAUCAAACCAGAGAGUGUUCAGCCUCACAGGCCUACGACAAAUCCAAACACUUCUAAAUUUGCUCAGAAAUACGGAGGUGCUGAGAAGUGUUCCAGAUGUGGGGAUUCUGUAUAUGCUGCCGAGAAGAUCAUUGGAACUGGAAAGCCCUGGCACAAAAACUGUUUCCGAUGUGCAAAGUGUGGGAAGAGUCUUGAAUCAACAACUCUGACUGAAAAAGAAGGUGAAAUCUAUUGUAAAGGAUGCUAUGCGAAGAACUUUGGGCCCAAGGGAUUUGGCUAUGGCCGAGGAGCAGGGGCUCUUGUUCAUGCCCAGUAAGGUGUAAACCCAGAACUAAUCAUCACACACUGAGAAUCUCUUCAUAAUCUAGGCACAGA